AUGCGCGCGCUCGCGACGCCGCUCGCGCGCGCGGCGGCGUUUGGGACGCCCUCGUCGCGUCGCCGCGGGCGCGACGCGCGACGCCAUCGCGCGUCGGCGACGACGCGCGAUGGCGCGAGCGCGAGCGCGUCGCCGCGGGACGAGCGACCCGCGGUGUUCGUCGAGCGCGUCGAGAUCGAAGCCGACGCCGACGGCGAGGAGACGAACCCCGUCGCCGUCGCGUGCGCCGAGCUGCGCGCGCAAAACUUCUACGUUUACGACCCGCUCGCGGCGUCCUCCGACGGGUCCAUCUUAUUCGGCGAGGCGGCCGCGCGAGCGAAGACGCGGUGGAGAGAAAAACGCGCGAAGAUCGAGGCGCGGCGGAUGCGUCAGGUGCGUUCUAUACACUGGUCCCCAUACGACCGCGUUCGCGUGGUGAACGCCGAUCCUUAA
This is a messenger RNA of Micromonas pusilla CCMP1545, 432 nucleotides long. RefSeq lists its product as uncharacterized. Bases 1 to 432 code for a protein of 143 amino acids. The record is from RefSeq and is a predicted model, not a curated record. NCBI's taxonomy places the organism in Eukaryota, Viridiplantae, Chlorophyta, Mamiellophyceae, Mamiellales, Mamiellaceae. The transcript has a single exon.